AUUAGCGUUUGUUGUGUUGAGCGAAAGUGUGGGAAUUGAAAAUGUGGCGUAACUGCAUGCGGCCUCUUCUCCUUCUUCUCCUUCUCCUUCCCUUCUCCGGCGCCGUCGACAUCGACGAUGUUCGAUUCGAUUUUCCGGCGAAGAAGCUCAUCAGUGAACUUAACCUUUUUCCUCCCGAAGAUGUCAACAUCGUUAGCCACCCCUAUUCUGAUGCCAACAAGAUCGUCGAGAAACCGCUUAGGUUCCCAAACUUUGUGGAUUCACAGUCUGGGAUUUCCAUCGACGACUUGGCUCACCGUGCUGGCUAUUACCCUAUUACUCAUUCUCAUGCUGCUCGGAUGUUCUACUUUUUCUUUGAAUCACGGAACAGCAAGAAGGAUCCUGUUGUGAUUUGGUUGACUGGGGGGCCUGGCUGUAGCAGUGAAUUGGCUGUGUUUUAUGAGAAUGGCCCUUUCAAAAUUGCUGACAACAUGUCCCUUGUGUGGAAUGAUUAUGGUUGGGACAAGGUUUCUAACCUUCUGUAUGUUGACCAACCAACUGGAACUGGAUUUAGUUACAGUACUGACAAGCGUGACAUUCGUCAUGAUGAAGAAGGUGUCAGCAAUGACCUGUAUGACUUUUUACAGGCCUUCUUUGCUGAACAUCCUGAGUAUGCAGAGAAUGACUUUUUUAUUACGGGUGAAUCAUAUGCUGGACAUUAUAUUCCAGCUGUUGCAGCUCGCAUCCAUAGGGGAAACAAAGAUAAAGAGGGAAUUCAUAUAAACUUAAAGGGAUUUGCCAUUGGUAAUGGUCUUACAGAUCCUGGGAUUCAGUAUAAAGCUUAUACAGAUUAUGCACUGGAAAUGGACAUAAUUCAGCAGGCUGACUAUGAUCAACUCAACAAAGUGAUGGUUCCAGCCUGUGAAAUAGCAAUAAAAUUAUGCGGCACUGGUGGAAAAGUCGCAUGCAUGGCUUCAUACUUUGUUUGUAAUACCAUCUUCAAUUCCAUCAUGUCACAUGCUGGCAAUAUCAAUUAUUAUGACAUCAGAAAGAAGUGUGAGGGGAGCCUUUGCUAUGAUUUUUCAAAAAUGGAGAAAUUCUUGAACCAAGAAUCUGUUCGGGAUGCACUAGGGGUUGGAGAUAUUGCUUUUGUAUCUUGUAGUUCUACAGUUUAUCAGGCUAUGCUGGUGGAUUGGAUGAGGAAUCUUGAAGUUGGUAUUCCUGCCCUUCUUGAAGAUGGAAUCAAUUUGCUUGUGUAUGCUGGAGAAUAUGAUCUCAUCUGCAACUGGCUUGGUAAUUCAAAAUGGGUUCAUGCCAUGGAGUGGUCUGGUCAUGAAGAAUUUGUGGCCUCAUCCGAAGUGCCUUUCACAGUUGAUGACGCUGAAGCUGGAGUAUUGAAGAAUUACGGACCUUUAAGUUUCCUUAAGGUCCAUAAUGCAGGUCACAUGGUUCCAAUGGAUCAGCCAAAGGCUUCGUUAGAAAUGCUGAAGAGGUGGAUUCAGGGAACCCUGUCACGAUCUGGUGGUGAUGCCGAGAAAUUGGUUGCUGAGCUGUAAUAAUCACUUUUAUCUAAAAUGUAAUGCAAAUGCAAUAAAGAGAAUAAACUAGCAUUUGUUUUUCCCUACCAACCUGAACACUAUCUAAAAUGAGAGUGAAUCAAGGCCAUGCAAAGAAAGAAGCACUCAGAAUUUCGUGUUUGUAUGUAUAUUAUUUUAGUAAAAUGCUGAGAUGUAAAUUGCUUACACAGCAAACUUCAUAUUGUGCGAUUAUAAUUGCUUACACCUGCAUCCAUUACCGAGUGAUGCAAAUUUUAAUUGA
Cajanus cajan (pigeon pea) is the source of this 1797-nucleotide messenger RNA. Its product is annotated as serine carboxypeptidase-like. Gene Ontology annotation, molecular function: serine-type carboxypeptidase activity. The record is from RefSeq and is a predicted model, not a curated record. Gene Ontology annotation, cellular component: vacuole. NCBI's taxonomy places the organism in Eukaryota, Viridiplantae, Streptophyta, Magnoliopsida, Fabales, Fabaceae. Gene Ontology annotation, biological process: proteolysis.